UAAAAUUAUAAACUCAAAAUGACUGGUCGUGGUAAAGGUGGUAAAGGUUUGGGAAAAGGUGGUGCUAAGCGUCAUCGCAAAGUUCUUCGUGAUAACAUCCAAGGUAUCACGAAACCAGCUAUUAGACGUUUGGCUCGCCGUGGUGGAGUUAAACGUAUUUCUGGUUUGAUUUACGAAGAAACUCGUGGUGUAUUGAAGGUAUUUCUGGAAAAUGUGAUCCGUGAUGCAGUUACAUAUACAGAACAUGCCAAAAGGAAGACUGUUACAGCCAUGGAUGUUGUAUAUGCUUUGAAGAGACAAGGUCGCACCCUCUACGGUUUCGGAGGUUAAAUAAAUAAUAUUAGUUUAAAAAUGCAAUACUAUUAACACUAUAUUGCCCAAUGGUCCUUUUCAGGACCC
Teleopsis dalmanni is the source of this 399-nucleotide messenger RNA. Its product is annotated as histone H4. Gene Ontology annotation, molecular function: DNA binding; structural constituent of chromatin; protein heterodimerization activity. Gene Ontology annotation, biological process: nucleosome assembly. The record is from RefSeq and is a predicted model, not a curated record. The coding region runs from base 19 to 330 and encodes 103 amino acids. The transcript has a single exon. Lineage: Eukaryota; Metazoa; Arthropoda; Insecta; Diptera; Diopsidae. Gene Ontology annotation, cellular component: nucleosome.